Anolis sagrei ordinatus is the source of this 1845-nucleotide messenger RNA. NCBI's taxonomy places the organism in Eukaryota, Metazoa, Chordata, Lepidosauria, Squamata, Anolidae. The record is from RefSeq and is a predicted model, not a curated record.
GCGGCUGUUGGGUUGCCUGGAGCGGCGGAGGCGGAUGCCAGGCAUCCGGAGAAGUGGACCAGGAGGAAGGAAGGAGACCCAGGCAGAGCAAAUCUUUCCUAAGGAUUAGAUAAUGGGGAAAAUGCAGCAAAGUAGCAGUACAAUGGGAAGAAAAUCGCCAUAAUUAGACAUCAUUUCAAGGCCAGAGAUGGCUGGAUCUCGGUUUGUUUCCAACAGAACAUCCAAUGCGUUAUCAUCAAAUUCCGAUUACACUUGGGAGUAUGAAUAUUAUGAAUAUGAGCCAGUUUCCUUUGAAGACCUCAAGGCUCAUAAAUAUUCCAUUGUGAUUGGGUUUUGGGUUGGCCUUGCUGUCUUCGUCAUUUUCAUGUUUUUUGUACUCACCCUCUUAACAAAGACUGGAGCAUCGCACCAGGAGAACACAGACUCUGCUGAGAAAAGGCUUUGCAUGAACAAUUUUGUGGCUGACUUUGGGCGACCGCUGGAUUCUAACAGGAUCUUUUCCCAGCAAGUUGCGGAAGAGUCUAGGUUGCUCUUCAACUGUUACAUCAACGAGCUCGAGAACGUGGGGGCAAAAUCAUGCCCCAAAGUGCCAGUUACAGACAGUAACAUCCACUUCCAGGAAGUCAUGCAUAACAGGGCAAGGCUGGAAGAGGAGCUGCAUUGCCACACCAAAUUCAACAUCCCCAACUUUGUGAACACGGACCAGAGUUCUCUGGGUGAAGAUGACCUGCUGAUUUCUGAACCACCUAUAAUUUUAGAGAACAAGCCAGUUAGUCAUGCAUCCCACUAUAUUCCUGACUGAAGAAAAUAUCUCUAUCUAUCUAUCUAUCUAUCUAUCUAUCUAUCUAUCUAUCUAUCUAUCUAUCUAAUUAUCUACUUACCCAACCUCCUUUAAAUCUGGGAUUUCUUAUUUUAUAUCACACCAGCUGUAGUCUGUAUUAACAGAAUAUAUUUGAUCUCCAGAUCCCCUUGUAUACCUCAAGUAAAAUAUCCUAUCACCACAAAUGAACUACAUGGGAAGAAGGUAGAAGAAGCAAAUCUUCCCUGCUCCCCAUCAGAAAAACCAACAAAAACAAGAAAACUCUUACAACUGCAUAUACACAAACAUUUGUACAUACUCGCCUGAAACUUCACUAAUUUAUUAUUAGUGAAUCCCUUGCUGCUGUCAUUUGUGUCUAUCCAUCAUGUCCUGGAAAAUGAACCAUAAGGAAUCUACAGUGAUAAGAGCAUCCUUUUAAAAAUCCUCCCAAUCGCAAGGUUGCUCUUGCAUAAAGGAUCCCAGAGUGAAUAACCUGACACUUGAGAACUUUGAUUUUCCAGAUAAGGAGCAAUUACGCCUGAAUUUUUCUAGUUUCGUCAAGAAAUCAAUUUCAUUUUUAUAAAAGCAAACCUUAAGUGCGUAUGUGUGGAAGAAAAGCCCUGCAUUUAUUUGUCUGUAAACUGGCAAGUAUAUCAUUUCAUCCAAGCCUCACCAAGAUAAUUUCCCCAGGCAAUGGCAUUUCAGUGAAAUCAAUGAAAAAUCUGAAUUUCUGGAUUUUCAAAUCUUUAUUUGGAUUUGGUGCUCAAGACAUAAUGCAAAUUGGUCUGAAAACAAGUUGGCUUUUUGAAAGGGCCUAAUCAUUCCUAACAUUCAGACCCAUUGUUUUCCUAUGUGAACUAAUCUAUGUCUUUGUCCUACGUAACAGGUUAAACAAGGAGAAAUAAAGGAAUGGUUUAAUAGGUUUCAGUGUGUUGUUUGUUAUCUUGAUCCCAAAACUGUAAUUGAUAGAUAUACAUUAUUUCAUCAUAUUUAGUUUGGUUCAAAAUCUGCUGAGCAAUUUGUUGAUUAAAAGGAAAAUCAACUUU